AUGUCUCCCGCACCAAUCACUGUCGAGGUCGAGUCCGUUGCUGCGCCUCCUUUCGCCAUGUACCGUGGCUGCACGAUCGCUCAGACCGAAGAGGUCGCCACCGACGCAAGAGAUCCUCCGUUUGCCAUGUACCGCGGCUGCACGAUCGCCCAGAGCGAAGAGACCAGCGACGCAAGGGACCCACCUUUCGGUCAGUCUGCACACACGCUACCUGCAAUCUCAAGAUUUCGCCUCAAGCAUCUUCUUGUCACUUAA
This is a messenger RNA of Mixia osmundae IAM 14324, 255 nucleotides long. RefSeq lists its product as uncharacterized. The record is from RefSeq and is a predicted model, not a curated record. The coding region runs from base 1 to 255 and encodes 84 amino acids. NCBI's taxonomy places the organism in Eukaryota, Fungi, Basidiomycota, Mixiomycetes, Mixiales, Mixiaceae. The transcript is spliced from 4 exons.